This is a messenger RNA of Prosopis cineraria, 441 nucleotides long. RefSeq lists its product as uncharacterized. Lineage: Eukaryota; Viridiplantae; Streptophyta; Magnoliopsida; Fabales; Fabaceae. The record is from RefSeq and is a predicted model, not a curated record. Bases 1 to 441 code for a protein of 146 amino acids. The transcript has a single exon.
AUGGAGAAGCAAAGGGGAGGGACUAAAAAGGAGCACGGGGGGCGCAAAGCGGCUAACAAGAAAAGGGGGGAAUGGAUCGAAAGCUUUGGUGUGAGGGACAUGGCAGCCAUAGCUCCAGGCGUUGGAUCUAUGAAUAUGCCUCAUCUUCACUGGCACGGCUCCUCCGUGAAAGACAUGAAUGGCUCCACGGAAGACAGUGAUACGUACGUGUCCGGUAAGGUGACAGAGAGUUGGGAGGCUUCUGGUGCUUCUUUCUCGUGGGACGUCGUGAGAAUGACAGGGUGCGAGAGCAGCUACUGGGACGAAGAGGAGGUGUUCAACAUGCCAGCUCUGAUUGACAGCAUGGCAGAAGGGUUGAUUAUCCCGCCACCCGCCUUGCAGGCAGGCUUCAAUUGGCUCCCUCCCGAAACUCCCUUCCACUUCACUCUAUGGGCUGACUGA